Molecule: messenger RNA, 834 nt
Organism: Impatiens glandulifera
Lineage: Eukaryota; Viridiplantae; Streptophyta; Magnoliopsida; Ericales; Balsaminaceae
Product: E3 ubiquitin-protein ligase RSL1-like
Exons: 2
Coding region: 34-690 (218 amino acids)
Biological process (GO): protein polyubiquitination; positive regulation of proteasomal ubiquitin-dependent protein catabolic process; ubiquitin-dependent protein catabolic process
Cellular component (GO): ubiquitin ligase complex; cytoplasm
Molecular function (GO): ubiquitin protein ligase activity; ubiquitin conjugating enzyme binding; zinc ion binding
Source: RefSeq, a predicted model, not a curated record
CAAACCAGAGUUCUAUCCAAAAACCGAUUCAAAAUGUGGAGAUCUUCUUCAUCUUCUUGUUUGAUCUGUUUAGAGAAGAAACCCAACUCAGAUUUCUUCAAGAUCGAAGGUUGUUCUCACCGCUACUGCCUUACUUGUAUGAAGAAACACAUAGAGGUAAAGCUUCUCCGUGGAAUUCUACCCAAAUGUCCACACGCAAACUGCAAAUCUGAUCUGAAAUUCGAUAGAUGUAAAGUAUUCUUAUCUCAUAAGUUAAUUGAGAUAAUGAUUCAACUAUUGAUUGAAGCUUCAAUUCCUGUAAGUGAAAAAGUUUACUGUCCGUUCCCUAAAUGUUCAGCGUUAAUGUCUAAAUCAAUUGGUGUUGAGAUUGUUGAUUCUGGAGGUAGACGAUGUGUUAAAUGUGAAGAACUGUUUUGUAUUGAUUGUAAAGUUCCUUGGCAUGAGGGUAUUAUCUGUUCUGAAUACAGAAUAAGAAAUCCUGAUCCACCUGUUGAUGAAUUGAAGUUAAUUGCUCUUGCUGAUUAUAAUCUUUGGCGUCGAUGUAAAAAGUGUAGUUCAAUGAUUGAACUUGAUGAUGGAUGCUACCAUAUGACUUGCAGAUGUGGGUAUGAAUUUUGCUAUGUUUGUGGGGCUGAGUGGAUGAUAACAGGUCCAUCAUGUUCUUGCCCACUUUGGGUUGAACAAAAUUAGUUGAUUUUUGGAUGAAGAAAGGAUGAAGAAGAAGUGAUGAUGAAGUUUGAGUUGUGAAUGUGUAUAUUUGAAACUUAUGAUCCUUGAUGAUUGAAUGUAAUAGAUGAUAGUGUAGUUUGUAUUAGAAAUUAUUAAUCUCAUAAU